AUCUCGUGAUUCCCUAUCAGUUUUACUGAGCGAACGCCGCUCUGUAAUCUGGUGUAAUAGACACAGGACGGCGGAGUCUUCUCCAGCCUACAAAACUGGUAAUCAGCCUAGAAUCGCACGAUACCACCUCCAACACUCGCUUCAAUCUGGACCUAAUACCUUACACUGCAGGAAUGUAAUUUGGAUUAUUAUUCUUUGGAUGUCUUGACAAAAACUAAGUUGUGAUAUUGGAGAGUCUGGAUGAAGACAUUUACAUCCUAUGGACUAAACUGUUUCCAAGCCAAUAUGAAGACUGAUGUGUUUAUUUUGAUCAAAGUCAAAAGAAUCAUCACUCCAGGAAGUCCACUCUGUCCCCUGUCGCCGGCUGUGUGAUCUGAGGAUAACCUCCAAUAUUCUGCUCACUGGCAGCAGAAUCAAUUUUUUUUCCUCACUGUCUUGCUUCUCUUCUGUGCUCGGAAUUAAAGCUGGUGCACUUUUGGGCUCUGAUGAAUUUUGUUUGGACAUCCUGGGUAAUUUCAAUGGCCUUAGUGCUAAUGCUCACUUUUUAAUUUUCCACUAUUCCUUUAAAAAAGAAUAUUUUUAGAGAUUUUAUCCAGCACAUUGCUUAACCAGUGUCAAAUUUUGCAGCUGUUGGAUAUAUUGGAUUAUAUCUUCAAAACAUAUUCAAUGGUAUCUUGCUGUUAAGGAUUAUUGCUUCCUAGUUUUUCUGUUUACAAUGAAUCCCAUCUGCUUUUCACUUAAGGUGCAUUUGCUGCUCAGUGCAUUGUUAGGCCUGUGUCUUGGCCUGGAGUUUGCAGGGACUCCCGGCCAGUGGGCCCGCUACCUUCGCUGGGAUGCCAGCACACGAAGUGACUUAAGUUUCCAGUUCAAAACAGAUGUUUCCACUGCCCUGCUUCUCUAUUUCGAUGAUGGCGGAUACUGUGAUUUCCUCCAGCUGAUGGUAGUUGAAGGCAAGUUGCAGCUACAAUUCAGCAUUGAUUGUGCAGAGACCACCAUUGUCUCGGAUAAAAGGGUCAAUGACAGCAACUGGCACUUUGCCAUGGUCAGCAGGAACAACCUGAGAACUGUCCUGGUGGUGGACAGCGAAACAAAAGCGGACGAGGUCAGGCCGGAGAGGCAGUACAUGAAAAUCGUUAGCGACCUGUUCAUCGGAGGAGUUCCGCAGGAUAUCCGCUCACCCGCUUUGACACUGCCCUCGGUCAAAAACCAGUCCCCGUUCAAGGGAGUUAUCACAGACCUGAAGUACGGGAACAAAGAGCCCACACUGCUCAGCAAACGAAUGGUCAGCUUGGACAUGGAAGGCAUGUGCUCAGAAAACCUCUGUGAAAAUGGUGGGAGUUGCUCAGUGGUCAAAGGGGAACCAAAAUGUGAUUGUUCUAAUACAGGAUAUAUUGGACAAUUUUGCAGUGAAGCAGAAGUCAACAAUAUUCCAGGUUUCGCACAUCUGAUGAUGGCCGAACAAGGUAGAAGCAAAGCGAGAGAGGAGAACGUCGCCACUUUCCGGGGGUCGGAGUACUUCUGCUACGACCUGUCGCAGAACCCCAUCCAGAGCAGCAGCGACGAGAUCACCCUGUCCUUCAAGACCUGGCAGCGCAACGGGCUCAUCCUGCACACGGGCAAGUCGGCGGACUACGUCAACCUGGCGCUGAAGGACGGAGCCGUGUCCCUCGUCAUCAACCUGGGAUCGGGGGCUUUCGAGGCCAUAGUAGAGCCGGUUAACGGCAAAUUCAACGACAACUCGUGGCAUGACGUAAAGGUCACGCGGAACUUGCGGCAGCACUCAGGCAUUGGACACGCUAUGGUGACAAUAUCUGUAGAUGGCAUCUUAACCACUACUGGGUACACACAAGAAGACUACACCAUGCUUGGCUCAGAUGACUUCUUCUAUGUUGGUGGUAGUCCAAGCACAGCGGAUCUGCCUGGUUCUCCUGUCAGCAACAAUUUCAUGGGCUGCUUGAAAGAGGUUGUGUAUAAGAACAAUGACAUCCGAUUGGAGCUGUCACGCCUUGCUAGGAUUAUAGACCCUAAAAUGAAGAUCCAAGGAGACGUGGUGUUCAAGUGUGAAAAUGUAGCCACUCUGGAUCCCAUCUCUUUCGAGACCCCCGAAGCUUACAUCAGCCUUCCCAAGUGGAACACCAAAAGGAUGGGCUCCAUCUCCUUUGACUUCCGCACCUCGGAGCCGAACGGACUUAUUCUGUUCACUCACGGGAAACCCCAGGACAGGAAGGAUUCCAGGAGCCAGAAGAACACCAAGGUUGACUUCUUCGCUGUGGAGCUGCUCGAUGGCAGUCUGUAUUUGCUGCUGGACAUGGGGUCUGGCACGAUCAAGGUCAAAGCCACCCAGAAAAAGGUCAACGACGGAGAGUGGUAUCAUGUGGAUAUUCAACGGGAUGGAAGAUCAGGUACCAUUUCCGUAAACAGUCGCCGCACACCAUUUACAGCAAGUGGAGAGAGUGAAAUUCUCGAUUUAGAAGGGGACAUGUAUCUGGGUGGCUUACCUGAGAACCGGGCAGGUCUCAUACUGCCCACGGAGCUGUGGACUGCCAUGCUUAACUAUGGCUAUGUGGGAUGCAUUCGGGACCUGUUUAUCGAUGGCCGAAGCAAAGAUAUUAGGCAGAUAGCUGAGGCACAGAAUGGAGCCGGAAUAAAGCCUUCCUGCACCAAGGUCAAUGGUAAACAGUGUGAAAGUUAUCCCUGCAGAAACAAUGCUUUGUGCAAAGAAGGCUGGAAUAGAUUCAUUUGUGAUUGCACUGGCACUGGGUUCUGGUCCAGAACAUGUGAAAGAGAGGCCUCGAUCCUCAGCUAUGAUGGGAGCAUGUAUAUGAAGGUGGUGAUGCCCACUGUGAUGCACACGGAGGCCGAGGACGUCUCUCUGCGCUUCAUGUCUCAGCGCGCCUAUGGUUUACUCAUGGCCACGACGUCCAGAGACUCUGCAGACACUCUCCGACUGGAGCUGGACGGAGGCCGGGUGAAACUGACUGUUAAUUUAGACUGUAUCAGGAUAAACUGUAACUCCAGCAAAGGACCAGAAAUACUUUAUGCUGGACAAAAGCUCAAUGAUAAUGAGUGGCAUACAGUCCAGGUGGUUCGGAGGGGUAAACGCUUGAAGCUCGUGGUUGACGAUGACAUGGCUGAAGGUCAAAUGGUGGGAGACCACACUCGUCUAGAGUUCCACAAUAUAGAGACAGGGAUCAUGACAGAGCGGCGCUUUAUAUCUGUCAUCCCUUCCAGUUUUAUUGGCCAUCUGCAGAGCCUGAAGUUCAAUGGAAUGCUGUACAUCGACCUUUGCAAAAACGGUGAUAUUGAUUACUGUGAACUGAAUGCCAGGUUCGGAAUGAGAUCGAUCAUCGCCGAUCCUGUCACUUUUAAAACCAAGAGCAGCUACCUCAGCUUGGCAACGCUGCAGGCCUACACCUCCAUGCACCUCUUCUUCCAGUUCAAAACCACAACGCCCGACGGAUUCAUCCUCUUCAACAGCGGAGAUGGAAACGAUUUCAUUGCUGUGGAGCUGGUGAAAGGGUAUAUUCACUAUGUAUUUGACCUGGGAAAUGGGCCUAAUGUCAUUAAGGGAAACAGUGACAAGGCACUGCAUGACAAUCAGUGGCACAACGUUGUGAUCACCCGAGACAACAGCAACACACACACCCUGAAGGUGGAUGCCAAGGCUGUGACUCAGGUUAUCAAUGGUGCCAAAAAUCUUGAUCUUAAAGGUGACCUGUACAUAGCUGGGCUGGGGCAGGGCAUGUACAGCAACCUGCCCAAGCUGGUGGCCUCCCGGGACGGGUUCCAGGGGUGCUUGGCCUCUGUGGACCUGAACGGACGCCUCCCGGACCUGAUCAACGAUGCCCUGUACCGCAGCGGGCAGAUUGAGCGCGGAUGUGAAGUUGAAUUCACCAAAGCUGACCUACAAGGCCCCAGCACCACCUGUCAAGAGGACUCUUGUGGUAACAUGGGCAUCUGCAUUCAGCAAUGGGAGAACUAUACCUGUGACUGUUCCAUGACGUCCUAUGCUGGCACUCAGUGCAAUGACCCUGGGGCGACAUACAUCUUUGGCAAAGGGGGAGGACUCAUAACCUUCACAUGGCCUUCGAACGACAGACCCAGCACUCGCACCGACCGCCUGGCGGUGGGCUUCAGCACGUCCCUCAAGGAUGGGAUCUUGGUCCGAGUGGACAGCGCUCCGGGGCUUGGGGACUUCCUGCAGCUGCACAUCGAGCAAGGCAAGAUUGGUGUCACGUUUAACAUUGGAACAGUGGACAUCAGCAUCCAAGAAACGAGCGCCCCAGUGAAUGAUGGGAAAUACCAUGUGGUUCGCUUCACAAGGAAUGGUGGGAAUGCAACGUUGCAGGUGGACAACUGGCCAGUCAAUGAGCACUACCCUACAGGCAGCAGUGAUUAUGAGCGUCUUCAAAUGGUAAAUAAGAAAAUCCCAUUCAAAUAUACCCGGCCCGUAGAGGAAUGGCUUCAAGAGAAAGGCCGGCAGCUGACGAUCUUCAACACCCAGGCAACUAUAACCAUUGGAGGCAAUGACCGAAAGAGACCCUACCAGGGACAGCUCUCUGGCCUGUACUACAAUGGUCUCAAGGUGCUGAACAUGGCCGCUGAAAACAACCCCAAUAUUAAAAUCAAUGGGAGUGUCAGACUAGUGGGCGAUGUUCCUUCUGUCCACGGAUCAGCCACAACGACCUCCGUACCUCCAGAAAUGUCAACCACCUUCAUCGAGACGACCACCACCAUGUCCACCACGACCACCAGAAAGCACCGGUCUCCCCCCACCAUCCAGACCACAGAUGACAUUGUCUCCUCUGCGGAGUGCUCUAGUGACGAUGAGGACCUGGAGGAGUGUGAUUCCGGACACACAGGUGGGCUAGGAGGUGAAUUAGUUAUCCCUGUACUUGUAGAAGAUCCCUUAGAAAUUCCUCCUAUAGCUACUCGUGCACCUUCCAUUACCCCUCCCCCAACCUUUCGCCCCCUCCUAACCAUUAUUGAGACCACCAAAGAUUCCCUGUCCAUGACUUCUGAGGCGGGGUUUCCUUGCUUGUCGGACCAAGGCAGCGAUGAUUGUGAUGAUGAUGGCUUGGUGAUAUCUGGGUAUGGCUCAGGGGAAGCUUUUGACUCUAACCUGCCCCCUACCGAUGAUGAAGAUUUUUACACCACCUUCUCCUUGGUAACAGAUAAGACCUUGUCUACGUCGGCCUUUGAAGGUGGCUACAAAGCUCACGCACCUAAGUGGGAAUCCAAGGACUUUAGGCCUAACAAAGCCUUCGAAUCUGGUAGGACUACUGCCACAUCGUUAUCCCCUGAGCUGGUCCGUUCCACAGCUUCUUCCACGCCCGAAAUGGUGCCCAAACUGCCGGCAGGCAAAAUGAAUAACCGAGAGCUUAAACCCCAGCCAGACAUAGUCUUGCUUCCAUUGCCCACUGCCUAUGAGAUAGACAGCACAAAGCUGAAGAGCCCAUUAAUAACCUCCCCAAUGUUCCAUAAUGUACCCACAGCACACCCCACGGAGCCAGGCAUGAAACAGGUUCCGGGGGCCUCAGAGGUGGUUCGUGAAUCUAGCAGCACAACCGGAAUGGUCGUCGGAAUAGUUGCUGCAGCUGCUUUGUGCAUCCUUAUUCUCCUGUACGCAAUGUAUAAAUACAGAAACAGGGAUGAAGGAUCGUACCAGGUUGACGAAACGCGAAAUUACAUAAGCAAUUCAGCACAGACGAACGGCGCGAUCGUGAAGGAGAAACAGCAAAGUGCUAAAAGUGGCAACAAGAAACAAAAAAACAAGGACAAAGAAUAUUACGUGUAAAAAAAAAACCAGAGAGAGAACUAUAUUAUACAAAUUAACCAUGUUGGGAGCUGCAAUUAAAAACGCGAGAACUGAAACUCCAAGCGGUGCACGGAGCCAGUGAACUAUGAAAUGUACUGUAAUAUAAAGCACACUUACUAUUGCAAGCAAACCAAGAUGGCUAAUAGCAACAUUAGUGACCUUAUUCUUCUAUCUGGGUGGAGAAAUUAUCAGUGUAGAAUCCUUCACAGCUACAUCAUUAUCCCAAGUGACUUUUAGAGAUCUGUGAUCCUUGAUGUAAACCUUGUUUUUUUGUAACCCUGUAAAGAUAUUUUGGCCAUUUUGAGCAUGUAUACGACAUGUAGUGCUGGCAUCUUUCCAAGAGUGGGUGAGAAAAAAAUAAGGAUCAUUGGGAAAAAAAAACAUCAACAAAUAAGGACUACCGCCAUACAAUAACAACAAAUUUGUAUUGUUUCUACAUCAUGAAAUUGUGGUGUCUUAUGAUUUUUGCUCUGUGCAAAAAACACUGUAUUAAAUGAAGCGAACCAGUAACAAUGUUUGACAGCGUUGAUCCUAUGGCGUUGUUUGUCCGGUUCAGCCUGACUCUUGACUUUUAAUCGUACGCCGUACAGUGUACCUAAAAGCCGACGCUGAGGCAUGGAGGGCGUGCUGUGCUUUCUGGCCUCAGUGAAGCGCACUCCUGAUUGUAAUGCAUGCCAUCCAAUUCUAUACCGCGUUCAACCUCGCUUGAACGAAUAUUGCAGGCCAAACAAUUUGUCAUCAGAGUUACAUUCCUUGUUUUUCUUUAAACGAAACAAGAAAACCAGUCGCAGGUGCAUUUUUUUCAGCCUGUACCCGUAUAUCUUUUAAAGCCUUCAGUGCGACAGUUCAUUCCCCGUCUCUUCUUUUCUAUUGAGCUGCUGUGGCAAAGUAAUCUUGUGAUGUGCGAUGGAAGACUGCUACAGUUCUAUAACACUGUUAAGGAUGUUUAAACAGAAAUAAAUCUAAUGUGAAAGUGUGAAUUUUAUCUGUUGUCACAGUCAACUGUGUCAAACAACAAAUUUGUUUACAUAUUUUAUUACAUUCUAGCUGUUGUACUUUGUAGGUAGAUAUUGUACAUAACAUUUAAGUUGUAAUUUUUUAGUAUUUUAUUGUACAGACUGAUCAUUUGGUUUCUCAAUGUAUUUCAUGAGGAGAUUCAAAACUGUUAUCUGAUAUGGAGAAAGACUUUGGAGCAAAAAAAUAUACAUAUUUUGUAAAGAGAGGAAAAUAUUGUUAGGUUAGAGAUCCAAUCUUUCUCGCUGAUGUUUCUAAGUCGCAUGAAUAUUUGACUACUGGAAGUUAUCAAUCAAAUACAAAAUGCUCUUCUUAAUUGUA
This is a messenger RNA of Lepisosteus oculatus (spotted gar), 7153 nucleotides long. It is a transcript of the gene nrxn3a, whose product is annotated as neurexin 3a. The record is from RefSeq and is a predicted model, not a curated record. Lineage: Eukaryota; Metazoa; Chordata; Actinopteri; Semionotiformes; Lepisosteidae.